UAUGAUUUAAAGAUAUAUUUUUUUAACUUUAAUGACAUUUAAAUAUCUACCAGAGCGAUUUUAACACUUUCUUUAUGAGGCGGAGAUCUUAUAUAAUUUUAUUUACUUAUUAUCGUGUAAGAGCAAAGCAUUAAAAUGUUAGUAGAAAUAACACUAAUAGUAACGGCAGCGAAACUAUUUUUUAUGCCACUGUAUCGGUCUACGGAUUUUGAAGUACAUAGAAAUUGGCUUGCUGUUACAAAUAAUCGUACAAUCGAUCAAUGGUAUUAUGACGAGACUUCAGAAUGGACACUAGAUUAUCCACCAUUCUUUGCUUGGCUGGAGUAUGGUCUGUCUCAUAUAGCAAAAGUUUUUGACCCAGAGAUGGUGAAAUUAGAAAAUUUAAAUUAUGCUUCAGAUAUGACUGUUUUAUUUCAAAGAUUAUCAGUCAUAGUGUUGGAUUUUGUUUUUAUAUAUGGCACUAAAAGUUGUUCACAGCUUUUAAAUGAAGGCAACCUCCUCGUAUUUAUACUUCUAGUUACCAAUCCUGGGCUUCUGAUGGUUGACCAUAUUCACUUUCAGUAUAAUGGAUUUUUAUUUGGAAUUCUAUUGUUGUCUAUAUCAAACAUGAUAACAAGCAACUUCAUAGCCACAGCAUUUUGGUUUGCAGUGCUACUCAACUUUAAGCACAUAUUUUUGUAUGUGGCACCGGUCUAUGUGGUCUAUAUGUUAAGAGCAUACUGCUUCACAGUAUCUUCAAAUGAUGGUGUGCAUACACCUUGGUAUUCAUUCUCACUGACAAAUCUGAUAAAACUGGCUUUAACUGUUAUAUCAGUAUUUUGUUUAUCAUUUGGACCCUUUAUUGAUCAAUUACCACAGGUUUUUUCAAGACUGUUUCCUUUUAAAAGAGGAUUGUGCCAUGCCUAUUGGGCUCCAAAUUUUUGGGCUCUAUACAAUAUUGCUGAUAAAAUUUUACAAAAGUUAUGUCUUAAGUUUGGUAUCCCAGUCGCGAUAACGGAAGCUUCAAUGACAGGUGGAUUGGUACAAGAAUUUGAGCAUGCUGUCUUGCCAACAAUAACACCGAGCAUUGCUUUUGCGAUUACUGCAAUAUCAAUGAUUCCUGCUCUUAUCAAACUUUGGCACCUGGGAGCUGAUAGAGGAUAUAGAUGCUUAAGUUUUGUUAGAUGUUUAACAUUGUGUGCUACUUGUGCAUUUAUGUUUGGAUGGCAUGUGCACGAAAAAGCUAUACUCAUGAUCUUAAUCCCCCUCAGUUUUCUCUCCGUUCUGGGCGACAUUGACUGUAACUUAUUUUUAUUUAUAUCUGUGGUUGGAAACUACUCAUUAUUUCCUUUAUUGUACCCGAAAAAUUUGCUGUCUAUUAAAAUCUUCAUACUUUUGACUCAUAUAGCUAUUGCAUUUUGUUAUAUACCAGCAUUAUAUGAACUUAUUAGGAUUAAACCUCACAAGAAAAGAGGUUUUAUGAUUCUGCCUGGCCUGAAGAGAUUUCAGUCUUUGUAUUUGUAUGGAUUUAUGGCAGUAUGUAUUUAUGAGAAUUCCAUACAUACAUUUUUGGGAUUUGAUAAAACUUUACCAUUCCUGCCUCUAAUGAUUACUUCAGUUUACUGUGCAUUAGGCGUUUGUUACUUCUGGUUCUACUAUUACUACUAUUUUCUUACAUUUAAUUUAAGUAGAGUUCCUACUUUAAUGACAAGUAGAUCAGCACAAUAUGAAAAAAAAGUUACAUAAGUUAUACCAAAUACUAUUAUUUAAUGUACAUGUUAAUUUUAUUAUAAAAUAUAAAAAUAAAAAUAAUUUAUGAUUA
Messenger RNA from Vanessa tameamea, 1801 nucleotides. RefSeq names its product probable dolichyl pyrophosphate Glc1Man9GlcNAc2 alpha-1,3-glucosyltransferase (gene xit). Gene Ontology annotation, biological process: protein N-linked glycosylation. The coding region runs from base 136 to 1725 and encodes 529 amino acids. NCBI's taxonomy places the organism in Eukaryota, Metazoa, Arthropoda, Insecta, Lepidoptera, Nymphalidae. Gene Ontology annotation, cellular component: endoplasmic reticulum membrane. The record is from RefSeq and is a predicted model, not a curated record. Gene Ontology annotation, molecular function: dolichyl pyrophosphate Glc1Man9GlcNAc2 alpha-1,3-glucosyltransferase activity. The transcript has 8 exons.